GUGACAUUCAUUAACCGAUGACUAUUCUCAACCAACCACAAAGACAUUGAUACCCUCUACCUAAUCUUCGGCGCAUGAGCCGGAAUAGUGGGUACCGCCCUAAGCCUCCUUAUCCGAGCAGAGCUGGGCCAACCUGGCGCCCUACUAGGAGACGACCAAGUCUACAACGUAAUUGUCACAGCCCAUGCUUUUGUCAUAAUCUUCUUCAUAUUUAUGCCAAUCAUAAUCGGAGGGUUUGGAAACUGGCUGGUCCCUCUAAUAAUCGGAGCCCCAGACAUGGCAUUCCCCCGAAUAAAUAACAUAAGCUUCUGACUUCUUCCCCCAUCCUUUCUACUCCUUCUAGCCUCUUCCACCGUUGAAGCAGGAGCAGGAACAGGCUGAACUGUAUAUCCCCCUCUCGCCGGUAACUUAGCCCAUGCCGGAGCUUCAGUAGACCUAGCCAUCUUCUCCCUCCACCUAGCAGGUAUCUCCUCUAUCCUGGGCGCUAUCAACUUUAUCACCACAGCAAUUAAUAUAAAACCACCCGCCCUUUCACAAUACCAAACCCCCCUAUUCGUCUGAUCCGUCCUAAUCACAGCAGUCCUACUCCUCCUAUCCUUACCAGUUCUUGCCGCUGGCAUUACCAUGCUUCUUACAGACCGUAACCUAAACACUACCUUCUUCGACCCUGCAGGAGGAGGAGACCCUGUACUUUACCAGCAUCUUUUCUGAUUCUUCGGACACCCAGAAGUGUACAUCCUAAUUCUCCCAGGAUUCGGAAUCAUCUCUCACGUCGUAGCCUACUACGCAGGAAAAAAAGAACCAUUUGGGUACAUAGGAAUAGUGUGAGCUAUACUAUCUAUUGGCUUCCUAGGAUUCAUUGUCUGAGCCCACCAUAUAUUCACAGUAGGGAUAGACGUAGACACUCGAGCAUACUUCACAUCUGCUACUAUAAUUAUUGCCAUUCCAACAGGAAUCAAAGUAUUCAGCUGACUGGCAACACUACACGGAGGCACAAUCAAAUGAGAUCCACCAAUACUAUGAGCCAUAGGAUUCAUCUUCCUAUUCACCAUUGGAGGACUAACAGGGAUCGUCCUAGCAAACUCUUCACUAGAUAUCGCCCUGCAUGACACCUACUAUGUAGUAGCCCACUUCCACUACGUCCUAUCAAUAGGCGCAGUAUUUGCAAUUUUAGCGGGCUUCACCCACUGAUUCCCCCUAUUCACCGGCUACACCCUCCACUCCACAUGGGCCAAAGCCCACUUCGGCGUAAUAUUCGUAGGCGUCAACCUAACCUUCUUCCCCCAACACUUCCUAGGCUUAGCCGGCAUGCCACGACGAUACUCAGACUACCCAGACGCCUACACACUAUGAAAUACUAUCUCCUCUAUCGGCUCACUAAUCUCCCUAACAGCUGUAAUUAUGUUAGCAUUCAUCAUCUGAGAGGCCCUAGCAUCAAAACGUAAAGCACUUCAACCAGAACUAACAAGCACCAACGUUGAAUGAAUCCACGGCUGCCCACCUCCAUUCCACACCUUCGAAGAACCAGCCUUCGUUCAAGUCCAAGAAAGG
Pseudopodoces humilis (Tibetan ground-tit) is the source of this 1551-nucleotide messenger RNA. The record is from the annotation of a RefSeq genome assembly. NCBI's taxonomy places the organism in Eukaryota, Metazoa, Chordata, Aves, Passeriformes, Paridae.